Molecule: messenger RNA, 1038 nt
Organism: Rotaria sordida
Lineage: Eukaryota; Metazoa; Rotifera; Eurotatoria; Philodinida; Philodinidae
Source: the annotation of a GenBank genome assembly
AUGAUUGUUAGUGGUCAAUUGGGAAAAGAAAUAGUACCUUCUGUUCACAAUUUUCGACAAGUUAUGUCAAUAUAUGUGUACUGUAUUAAUAAAGCAAUUAAUGAACAAUGGGCUAGUAGAUUUGUCAAAGUAAAAGCUGUUGUUGUUCACCUUGAUGAACUUAUUUCUCGAAUUACGACUGAUCAUAACAUUCAGAAUAAGAAGGAAGGAUCAUUGUCAUCCAAUCUUGUUACCACACAUCCUGACGCAGGAAAUCUUAACGAGGUCGUCGAUGAUGAAGUGUUAAAAUUAGCCAAGAGUGAAAUAAUACGCGCUCUUGACUUGGAAGAACACGAAAUAAAAGAUGAAAUUAUAAAUGAUUUGCUAGAAAAUGGUCGACAAUCAUUGUCUAAGUAUAAAGAAGAGUUCGCACCAGAUGUCUAUACAGCAGCAAUAAAUGAAAACGAUGGCAACCUGAUGAAGUCUCUGAAAGAAUACUUUGAACAACAAUGGAAAAUAAAAUAUGGUUCUUCAAAUCAAUGGUUUAUUUUAUUCUUAAAGGAAUAUAGAGAUGCUGUGAAUUAUGAUUCUGUUCUGAAACGUACAGCUGAAUAUGGCAAUAAAUACAUGAAAGAUUGCCCAAUCUUAUCAAUUGUUUUGCAACUUCUAUUUGAAGGUAUUGAUGACAAAUUUUUCGAUGAAACAAAUGCAUUCAAUGAUCUAUGGUGUGUAAUAACCAAUAAUGGUUUAAAAUCUAUAGAAAAUUUUUCUGAUAAUAAAAAGCGAUCCGUCUUAUUGCAAGCGUUACGUGAAUAUUAUUGUCCAAAAUUAUUUGAAUUAUUGGACAAAAGUAAAAUCUUGGAUAAAGACAAUUUGUAUGAAUCAGCAUUAAAUAAUGUUGCUGAAUACGGUUGGUUACAAGGUUUACAAGAAGUUGAAAAGAGAAUAAUAAUGAAACAUUUUAAAAUAUUACUAGCAAAUAUUCCUGUAUCCGGCGACACAUCUAGAAAGCAAGGUAAACUUGAUUUAAUUGAAUACCUUGUUUGUUCAUCCCUUUAA